AAGUGUGUGAGUAGGCCAACCAUUAGAACAGCCUUGCUGUGACAGAAACUAAAGUCAGUCCAAUGCUUUAAUCACAGUCCAACACACAGAGAGACAUAUCGCUGUCGAUUUCCUCUCGCUUUCAAGCUGAAAACGUUUCAUCAAGUCGCCGGGUAGAGACAGCCGAGCCAUGGCAGGGGACGGGUCGGACCAGCGGGCGCUGCAGUAUGAACAAACUCUGAAGUAUGGGAGCUACAGCGAGGACUUCGGGAAGUACACCAAAGAGGAGGCCGCUCGGCUGAGGGAGAGUGGGCAGAGACGAUCUGUCAGCCGGACCCUCGACCCGCUGGAGUACGACAAGGGACGCUGUGCCAAGUGUCGCUUCUGCACGGUUCGCUGUCUGAAGGUCCUGAUCUCAUUUGUCGGGGAGGACUGGAUCUUCCUCAUCCUGCUGGGACUCCUCAUGGCCCUGGUCAGCUGGGUGAUGGACUUUGGCAUCAACAGCUGUCUAUAUGCACUGAUGUGGAUAUACAAUAGUCUGGACAGUAACGUGUUUCUGCAGUAUCUGGCCUGGGUCAUCUACCCUGUAGUACUCAUCUGCUUCUCUGCCGGGUUCGUCCAGAUUCUCGCCCCCCCAGCUGCUGGCUCAGGUAUUCCAGAGAUGAAGACCAUCCUGCGAGGAGUUGUGAUGAAGGAAUACCUCACCUUAAAAGCUUUCGUGGCCAAAAUCAUUGGCCUCACCGCUGCUUUGGGCAGCGGCAUGCCCCUGGGCAAGGAGGGUCCAUUCGUACAUCUCGGCGGUUUGUGCGCUGCUGUUCUCAUGAGGUUCAUGUCUCUGUUUGGGGAAAUCUAUGAGAAUGAGUCAAGAUACAUUGAGAUGCUGGCAGCGGCCUCUGCAGUGGGAGUGGGCAGCUGUUUUGCUGCCCCCAUAGGAGGUGUGUUGUUCAGUAUUGAAAUAACAUCCCAGUUCUUUUCGGUGAGAACCUAUUGGAGAGGUAUCUUUGCUGCUACCAUCGGUGCCUUCAUCUUCAGAGUACUGGCUGUGUGGAACACUGACGCAGAGACCGUCACAGCUCUUUUGAGAACCAGUUUCCGGCUAGACUUUCCAUUUGGCCUCCAGGAGCUUCCUGCCUUCGGUGCCCUUGGUAUUGCCUGUGGUUUUGGUGGGGCUUUGUUUGUCUACCUGAACGGAGUUAUUGUCCGGUUCAUCAAGAAACAGAAGGCCAACAAUGGAUUCCUCAUGAAAAGACAUCUGCUGUAUCCAGCACUGGUCACUUUACUUAUUUCUACACUCACAUUUCCCCCUGGCUUUGGACAAUUUAUGGCUGGAAAGCUGAACAUGAUGGAGACUAUGGAGGCAUUACUGGACAACCGGACGUGGGCUAAACAGGGCAUCGCUGAGGAGGCUGAACACAUGGGACACUCUGAAGCCUGGAUAAUCCCGCAGGUCAACGUCUUCGUCACCCUGGGCCUCUUUACUUUCAUGAAGUUCUGGAUGUCUGCCCUGGCCACCACCAUGCCAGUGCCCUACGGAUCCUUCAUGCCAGUAUUUGUCAUUGGGGCAGGUUUUGGUCGUCUGGUUGGAGAAGGCAUGGCAACCUGGUUCCCAGAUGGCAUUCACACAAAUGGCACCAGCUACCCCAUAGUGCCAGGAGGCUACGCUGCCGUGGGUGCGGCGGCCUUGUCGGGAGCGGUCAGCCACUCGGUUUCCACCGCAGUCAUCGUGUUCGAGAUGACCGGCCAGAUCACCCACAUCCUGCCAAUUAUUAUAGCAGUGAUCCUGGCCAACGUCGUGGCGCAGUCCCUUUCGCCCUCUCUCUAUGACUCACUCAUCAAGAUCAAGAAGCUGCCCUACCUCCCAGAGCUGGGCUGGGGACACCACGAAAAGUAUGAUAUUCACGUGGAGGACAUGAUGGAGCGGGACGUGCGGUACAUCACACUCAACUGCAGCUACAGAGACCUGCAUAAUGUGCUACUGAAGGGUCACCUCAAGACUGUGGCACUAGUAGAAUCAGCUGAGUCCAUGAUCCUGUUGGGCUCCAUCGAGCGCGCCCAGCUCCAGGAGCUGCUCUCCCUGCAGCUCGGCCGCCCCUUACGAUUAGUGAACAUCAGGGAAGGAGCCGUCGAGGAUAAGAAACGCCUGUCGGUCGUGUCAAACGACAGCAGCGAGAACAGCAGCCACCGGGCCAGUCAGGAGGUCCGCUUUCAGAUCUCUACUGAGGACUCAUCCUUAAGCCCUACUCGUCCAGUCCCUCAGAAGCCUCUCAAACCUGCACUGAAGAGAUCCUCUGUGGUGGAGCAACCCACCGGUCCACAUGAUCAUUCGGGCAUUGCUUUCAAGAACCUGUACGGCACCAUUCCAGACACAGAAGCAGACCUGGAGCACAACGUAGAUGUGGAGGAUGACAUGACUAUUAGAGAGAUUACAGAGUUGGAGGAGAAGCAGCUUGAUGACAAGGUCAAUUUCAACAACUGCAAGAUCGAUGACGCCACGAUCCAGUUGGUGGAGCGCAUGUCGCUGCAUAAGACCCACACCAUCUUCUCCGUGCUGGGCCUCGACCACGCCUACGUCACCAGCAUCGGACGCCUCGUGGGGGUGGUUUCCCUUAAAGAGCUUCACAAGACCAUCGAGGGCUCUGUGAAAGUGGAGGGUGCGAAGGUGCGUCCUGCUCUGGCCAGCUUCCGGGACAAGGGCAAAAGCAGCAGUGAGAACGAAACCAUCGAUGUCCACAAGCUGAGGGAUCGCCUCAGAAGCAUGCAGCUGCCCCGCGAUCACAUCCCCUCCGAGUGAGGGAAAGUAGAGGAGGAAGAGGAAGAAGAAGAGCAGGCAAGGAUAUCCACUACUACCUACAGAAUCUGCUCUACUGUUUGGAUGCCUCAUACCCAACUUCAUUGUGGUUUUUAGCAUUUGACGCAUUAGAUGGAUUUUAUUUUUGGUGGUGUCUUGUGUUAAUGCGCGUCACUGAGUAAAGUAAAAUACACACAGUAAAACAGCACGGCUUGGCAUGACAUAGCGCAUGUGAGAUUUGUUUUAGAACUCAAAUGUACCAAAAACAAAAGCUUGAUGGAAAUGAAUAUAGGACUAUUGAAUUAUGUUGUGUCUUGGUAUGUUUGCCAUCUUGUGCCUGUAUGUUAUGUGUCUUUACAGCAUCUUAUUUUAUACGUAUUGAGUCAGAUUAUUUCACUUUAAUAGGCAUGUUCCAUUCACCCAUUGAGCAAAAUCAGGCGAUGAUUUAACUGGGGAUAGGGUCUUUGCAAAGUAAAUCUUACCGAUUAAUAUAUUUAUCAUUCCUGUAAUUUAAAAUCUUUAAUAAAAAUUUAAUGUCUUAACCAAUCUUUGACUAAUCUCUAUUUGAAAGAGAUUUGGGGGGCUUGUUUUAUAUUCUCACAUGUGACUGAUUUUUUUCACAAAGAGAUUGAUUUUAAUGCUGUCCUUUAUGGGUUUCUUAUCUGUUGACAUGCGGUCUGUAACAUUUCUACUAAGACAUGUAUUUUUAAAGUGCAAAUAACACUAAAGGGGUGAAGGCUUGCAAUGGCUGCCGGAUAGGGAAUUUCUUUUUAUUGUGAAGCCAAGGGAAGUUACUGUUGAAGGGAUGCGUAUUUAUUAGUCUGUAUGAAUCAAAGUAAAAGUAGAAAGUGAUCAUUCUUUUUAUGGAUGAUCUUGUAGGUAAUCAAUUUGCGCAAUAACACUUUGUAAUCCAGUUUUUAUUGAUGACAUGACUGCAAGAUAACUUUAGUUUUGUGAAGACACCUGAAAAGUGUAAAAAGAUGUACUGUAUGUAUAUGAGAACUGACGCUCACACAGGAGCUUGUGGGUGAUGAAGUGGUAUUUGAAUGACUCAGGGAAAGUUUCCCAAAAGCCAAAAUAAAAGCUGUCAGAAUCCCACUAGAAUCAGCAUUAAGAUAUUUAAGGACAGCCUUUGUUCAAGAAGAGAAGUGGCUUAGACUCUUUAUUUUUGGCUUUUGGAAACCUUCCCCGUCUCGUCUUAGAAGGCUCUGUGGUGAAUCUGCUGCAUGAACUGUAGCCGGUGCUUUCAGCUCCCAGGGUACUAUUCUGUUAAUCAUUUUUGCCAUUCCUCAAGAAAGAAAAUGCCAAAUACUCCCAAGUUUAGAGACGUAAUUUUCCUGGUUAACAAUUCGAUGGAUGUGAAUACAACUGAAACAGUAUAUUUUAGUGUUAUUUUCUUGAACCCAUUGCCUCUGUGUUCAUCAUAAGACAACUUGAAAUGAAGUGUAUUAUACAGUAUGUCCACAACAUACAGUGAGGUUUCAUCAGUAGAAAAUGUCUAAUUGACAUCAGAUUUUGUAAAAUUAAAUUCUUUAAAAUUAAGGAACAAAAGCUUUUCCACAACAUUAGCAGAUGUACUGACCAAGUGUUGUUUCACAUGCAUGUCAGCCACAACACCUGUUGACAAGAGGGACACAACCUUUGACUGUAAAAUUAGUGGACAGAGCAUGUGUGACAUCACCCAUUGGUUUGUGGAGAUCUGCUAUGAGUCGUCAAGUUUGCCGUUACGGGCGCAGCCAUCCUGGUUGCGGAUGUGACCAUUUUAGACGAGAGGGAG
Molecule: messenger RNA, 4544 nt
Organism: Perca fluviatilis (European perch)
Lineage: Eukaryota; Metazoa; Chordata; Actinopteri; Perciformes; Percidae
Product: chloride channel protein 2-like
Exons: 24
Coding region: 170-2770 (866 amino acids)
Biological process (GO): chloride transport; transmembrane transport
Cellular component (GO): membrane
Molecular function (GO): voltage-gated chloride channel activity
Source: RefSeq, a predicted model, not a curated record